Messenger RNA from Micromonas pusilla CCMP1545, 1392 nucleotides. RefSeq names its product myosin heavy chain-like protein. The coding region runs from base 110 to 844 and encodes 244 amino acids. The record is from RefSeq and is a predicted model, not a curated record. The transcript has 2 exons. NCBI's taxonomy places the organism in Eukaryota, Viridiplantae, Chlorophyta, Mamiellophyceae, Mamiellales, Mamiellaceae.
AGAAUACCUUCGAAGGAAGUUGGCCGCCAGGUACAGAGAGUUCGUCGGUUGUAGGGCUCAGCGUCGAUUUCUUGUCUAUUUAUGGACCAGCCCGUUUGUUUUAGGAGAUAUGCAUAAUCUUGACGCUGGCCGUCUGCUUUCUGCAAUGAACGACGCGCUCGUUCAUCUCAGGAACGCGAAGAAUUUGCCCACUUACUUAUCGAAUGGAACACAACCUCUCUUUCAAGUGAACGAGCCGCACGACAAACGACUGUUAUUUCCUUUACACGAAUUGGUGCUUAGCUUUAUCGAAAUCAAAAGCAGCAUUGAGCGUCGACUUCAGAUCACAACAGAAGAAGAUGCUGCUGAUACGCUUGCCUUCUGUACUCGAGUGGACAGCGAGAAAAGAGUGGAAAAUAUACUUUUGGCCUUGAAGAACCAGUUCAAAGUUGAAAGCAGUGAGCGCCACAGGCAGCUCGCUCAGGGUCUGGAAGUCAAGACAGGAGUUGUUGACGAGCUUGAAGUCAUGUUUCAAGACAGUAUUUAUCGAAGAAAUAAUUUUGAAGAUGCCGCGAGUUGUACUGGAGUCACAAAAGCUGCACUUUAUCACGAGGGCGCGAUAUUAUUGUCCAGGCAGCUUGAACACCUCAGGUUGGAGCUUUAUCAUUUCAGAAAAGAACACGCGGAGAAAGAGGCUGCCCUCAUCAAGAAGGCGAGCAAUGAUGAAAAAAAACAAAGCGAACACCUAUAUCUCUAUGAUGCGGAUCUAGCAAGCAAGGAUUCGCUCCUCGUCAAUGAGAAACUGAGCUAUGAUGCAGCUGCAAGCGAACUGAAAAAGAAUGUAUUCUAUUUGCAAAAAUCAUGACGUGAAACCAAAGCUGACUUAUUUCGUGGCCUUUACGUUGUUGAAAGUAUCCAGAUUUUAGCGACGUUGGUUAGAGCUGAUGAUAUAUGUAGCUUUCUGAUUUAUCGACCACCUACUCUUAUUUAUUUCGUCCCUUGUGUUAUUCUACGUUUCCAGUCAACGUACAUUUUUAUACUUGUAGACCUUGUACCUUUCUCUGAGUACUAUGUAGCCUUGGUGGCCAGGUUAGGUCAUGCACAACUCGAGAGUGAUGUUGCACCGCAUCCACAUCCUGAAGUUGCAUACUUAAUUGCUGACGUCUACGAUUUGUUAGUAUGCCUGAGUUCAUAAACCCUUUCGAAUACCCGAAGUGCUGCAAAAUCUUCGCGAAUGAAGCACAGUACAUGAGUACAUUUUCUCUUACAUUUUCUCUCAGCUUUCUAUGUAAGGCAGCGUCAUCCAUGAUCUAAUCUGUGGAUGUGAUGAUAUGAGCCAAGUAUAAGAACAAUUUCAACUGCGGAAUCUAUGCUCACUGUACACGGCUACACCCCAGUACUAUGAAUGAUUCC